Aegilops tauschii subsp. strangulata is the source of this 1341-nucleotide messenger RNA. RefSeq names its product WAT1-related protein At1g09380-like. Gene Ontology annotation, cellular component: membrane. NCBI's taxonomy places the organism in Eukaryota, Viridiplantae, Streptophyta, Magnoliopsida, Poales, Poaceae. The record is from RefSeq and is a predicted model, not a curated record. Gene Ontology annotation, molecular function: transmembrane transporter activity.
UCUAAAGUCCAAACCCGUCUCUCCUCUGCUUUCUUCUCGUACCUCAACUCCUCAAGAGCAGUAGCCUUCGAUCUUGGCAGGUCUCGAUGGGGUGCCGGCCCACCGUCGCCAUGCUGCUAGUGCAGGUCGGCUUCGCCGGCAACAACCUGCUGUCCAAGAUGGCGUUGGACAGCGGCGCCAGCCCAUACGUGCUCAUCUCCUGCCGGAGCCUCAUAGCCGCCGUCUUCCUCGCGCCCUUCGCCGUCUACUUCGAGAGGAAUAAAUGGGCGAUGAUCACCAAGAAAGUAAUUAUCCAGAUACUCAUUUCGUCCACUCUCGGCAUGGCGGUGAGCGAGGUGCUCUUCUUCGUGGGGUUUCAGUCCACCGGCCCGACCGUGGCCUGCGCGAUUGGCAACAUCGUCCCCGCCCUCACCUUCGCCAUAGCCGCCGCGCUGAGGAUGGAGGCUGUGCGGCUCGGGACUCUCGCCGGGAAGGCAAAGGUGGCCGGCACGCUCGUCUGCGUGGGCGGCUCCAUGAUCAUGCCCUUGUACAAGGGCCCGCUCCUCAAGGUCCCGGCCUCCCCUGUCCACUGGCGCUACGCGGAGCACGCCGCCAUCGUCGCCGCGGAGGUGCCACCGGCCAGUACUGGCCUCGGCGACGCCCUUGUCAUCCUCAGCGCCGUCGCCUGGGCCGCCUGGCUCGUCAUGCAGAACAAGGCGUCGGAGGAUUUCUCGGCGCCGUACACCAGCACGACGAUCAUGUCCCUCAUAGUAUCGGUCGAGUGCGCGGUCGUCAGCGCCGCCGUGGACCGGAGCCUCGCCGUGUGGAACCUUGGGCUCGGCAUCAGGCUCUACACCGUGCUCUACAUGGGGAUCGUUGGCUGGGGUGUCACGUUCGCAGUGAUGGCGUGGCGCAUCCAGGUGCGCGGCCCGCUCUUCGUCUCCAUGUUCAACCCAGUGGUGCUCGUCGUCGUCGCCGUUCUCGGGUGGGCUAGCCUCGACGAGCAGCUGCACGUCGGAAGUGCGAUAGGUUCUGCUCUCAUUAUUGGUGGGUUGUACAUGGUGCUGUGGGGCAAGGGGAGUGAGAUGAGCAGACCGGCGGCCCUAGUCGACGGCAAAGGUGGAUCGGAGAUCACCGCGAAGGGCCCGGAGCCGAAGAACGACCACGCCGAUUCCUCCUUGCUGGUUUGAUAUAGUAGGCUGUUAUUCCAAUUUGGAGCUGAUGUACCACGCUUUCGACACAUUCAUUGCGUGACUAAUGAAAUGCAAAUCAUACAUUGCGUGAUCGGGUGCGAGUUGCAAGUCAUCGCUCAUUGUCAUUUGAAUACAAACCAAGCUAAUGCCAAGAUCAUUUUAGUACUAA